AUGGCUAGACUUAACGCAUGCCUUUGCCUAAGAACUAUAAGAUGCCCAGGAGAACUUUGCAGAUUGAGGCUAAAUGAUGUCAAAUUUAAAGGAAAUAUAUGUUGGAUCAGAAUAGGUUCAUCAAAGACAGAUCAGUUCUCUAAUGGAAAGUUUAUUCCUGUUAAGUGCAUAGAUAGUCCCUACUGCCUUGUGAGAUUAUUGAAGCGGUAUAUGUCUGUGAGACCAAAUUUAUUAGGAAACUCACACCUUUUCCUUUCAAAACAAGGCAAGCAGCUUACGGUAGGUGCGAUUGGAGUUGUUGUCAAAAGGCUUGCCAAACAUUCAAGAUUAGAAAGCUGCUAUACUGCGCAUAGUAUUAGAAUAGGAGGAGCAACUGCAGCUAUGGAAGCCGGUCUAUCACUCACCCAAAUAAGAGCAAUUGGGGGUUGGGACAAUAAGGCAGUUAUGCUGUACCUAAGACUAGUAGGAACAGCACAUAUGCAG
Cetraspora pellucida is the source of this 483-nucleotide messenger RNA. The record is from the annotation of a GenBank genome assembly. NCBI's taxonomy places the organism in Eukaryota, Fungi, Glomeromycota, Glomeromycetes, Diversisporales, Gigasporaceae.